Molecule: messenger RNA, 1733 nt
Organism: Chenopodium quinoa (quinoa)
Lineage: Eukaryota; Viridiplantae; Streptophyta; Magnoliopsida; Caryophyllales; Amaranthaceae
Product: LL-diaminopimelate aminotransferase, chloroplastic-like
Exons: 10
Coding region: 233-1618 (461 amino acids)
Cellular component (GO): chloroplast
Molecular function (GO): pyridoxal phosphate binding; L,L-diaminopimelate:2-oxoglutarate transaminase activity
Source: RefSeq, a predicted model, not a curated record
AACCAUCGGUAAAAGAAUCUCCCUUACUAGUAAGACUAUCAGAAACUACCUAACCCCUCCGGACCUCCCUAUCAUCCUAGGAGUCCUAUCUCUCUUUCCUCUUAAACCCUAAAACUCCCUAUCAUCCUAGAAACUACUCUCUCCUUCCCCCCAAAACUCCGGCGACUGGAAAAUACCACCGGAGAGUUCCCUUGACCAUCUCCGACCAUCGAUAUCUCCGCCAACGGUUAUAAUGUCGGUGGCCAAUCAUCAAUUAAAUGCGUCUGCUCCACCUUCUUCUUCUUUGUCUUCUAUAUUUGCUCGCUCCGAUUUUACUCGUUCAAGUGUUCAGAUAGUUGGCGUUAGAGUUAAAAAACCCGGGUUUUUUAAAUGUGUUGCAACUCCACAGACUGCUUACACAAGCAAGGUCUCCCGAAAUCCUAAUAUAGCUAAGCUGCAAGCCGGCUAUCUCUUUCCCGAGGUUGCCAGAAGAAGAGCCGCGCACCUGGCCAAAUAUCCAGAUGCUCAAGUGAUAAGCCUUGGAAUUGGUGACACUACUGAGCCCAUUCCUGAUGUCAUUACAUCUGCCAUGGCUAAGCGAGCACAUGAUCUUUCAACACUAGAAGGCUAUAGUGGUUAUGGAGCUGAACAAGGUGAAAAGAAAGUAAGAGCUGCGAUUGCUUCAACAUUUUAUGGUAACCUUGGUAUUGAAGAAGGUGAUAUAUUUGUCUCAGAUGGAGCUAAGUGUGAUAUAGCGCGCCUACAGAUGCUUUUUGGAUCAGAUGUCACAAUGGCUGUGCAAGACCCAUCGUACCCGGCAUAUGUGGAUUCAAGCGUUAUAAUGGGCCAGACAGGACAAUAUCAGAAGGAUUCAGAGAAGUAUGGUAAAAUUGAGUACAUGAGGUGUAAUCCUGAGAAUGGCUUCUUUCCAGAUUUGUCUGCUGUUGGAAAGACAGAGAUUAUUUUUUUCUGUUCACCAAACAAUCCUACUGGUGCUUCUGCGACAAGAGAGCAACUAACCAAAUUGGUGCAAUUUGCCAAGGACAAUGGGUCAAUCAUUGUUUAUGAUUCUGCAUAUGCAAUGUAUAUUUCAGAUGACAGCCCACGCUCAAUUUAUGAAAUUCCUGGAGCCAAGGAGGUUGCUAUUGAGACAGCGUCGUUUUCCAAGUAUGCGGGAUUCACUGGUGUUCGUCUUGGCUGGACUGUUGUGCCAAAAGAACUUUUAUUUUCAGAUGGAUUUCCUGUGGCAAAGGACUUUAAUCGCAUUGUCAGUACUUGCUUCAAUGGUGCUUCCAACAUAUCCCAAGCCGGUGGUCUAGCUUGCCUUUCUCCAGAAGGCCUCAAGGCAAUGAAGCAAGUCAUUGGUUUCUAUAAAGAAAAUACUAACAUAAUAGUGGAUACAUUCAAGUCCCUUGGUUUUAAUGUAUAUGGGGGGACAAAUGCGCCAUAUGUGUGGGUGCACUUUCCUGGUCGAAGUUCUUGGGAUGUUUUCAGUGAGAUUCUUGAAAAGACUCAUGUGGUAACCACGCCUGGUAGUGGAUUUGGACCUGGAGGUGAAGGUUUUGUCCGUGUUAGUGCCUUUGGUCACCGGGAAAAUAUUCUGGAAGCCUGCAGAAGAUUCAAACAGUUGUAUAAGUGAUAUGCUUGAAUCAUAUUUCUUGCCCAUAGGGCUGUUAGUUUGAAGUUUUGAACAAUGUUGGCCAUCAUAUAUUCUAUUUAAGAACUUAAAAGUGUUCUCUUUUCUUCCUUGCUUU